Molecule: messenger RNA, 1540 nt
Organism: Gymnogyps californianus (California condor)
Lineage: Eukaryota; Metazoa; Chordata; Aves; Accipitriformes; Cathartidae
Gene: TRIB2
Product: tribbles pseudokinase 2
Exons: 3
Coding region: 336-1367 (343 amino acids)
Biological process (GO): positive regulation of proteasomal ubiquitin-dependent protein catabolic process; regulation of MAP kinase activity; protein phosphorylation
Cellular component (GO): nucleus
Molecular function (GO): protein kinase activity; ATP binding; mitogen-activated protein kinase kinase binding
Source: RefSeq, a predicted model, not a curated record
GAGCGGCGGCCGCCGAGGCCCGGCCGCGCCGCUCCGCGCCCCGCGCCGCCGCCGCCCCCCCAGGCACCGGGCGCCGCUGCCCCGCCGCCGCCGCUGCCGCCGCGCUGUUCCGCGCCGCUCCGCUCCGCGCCCGGCCGCCGGCGGGAACAAAGGGCCGCGGGCUGAGCGCUCUCUCCCUGUGCCCAGGACGCGGCGCUGAGGCUGGUCGCCCGCCGCCGCCGCGCUCCCGCUCCCGCCCCCCCCGCCACACAAAGGCAGCCGCAGCUGGACGGGCGAGGGACCGCGCUCCACGCCAGGGCUCCGGUGCAGCGUCUCGGCUGGUCUUCUCCAUACUCAUGAACAUACAAAGGUCAACCCCUAUCACGAUAGCACGAUAUGGGAGACCGCGGAAUAAAACCCAGGAUUUUGAGGAGCUCUCGUCCAUACGGUCCAUCGAGCCAAGCCAGAGUUUUAGCCCGAAUCUAGGCUCGCCGAGCCCGCCGGAGACCCCGAACUUGUCGCAUUGCGUUUCUUGCAUCGGGAAAUACUUAUUGUUGGAGCCUCUCGAGGGAGACCACGUUUUCCGAGCCGUACAUCUGCACAGUGGCGAGGAGCUGGUUUGCAAGGUGUUUGAUAUUGGCUGCUACCAGGAGUUAUUAGCACCAUGUUUUUGUCUGCCUGCGCAUAAAAAUAUCAACCAAAUUACUGAAAUAAUUCUUGGGGAGACAAAAGCGUAUGUGUUCUUUGAAAGGAGCUAUGGGGACAUGCAUUCGUUUGUUCGUACCUGCAAGAAGCUUAAAGAAGAGGAGGCAGCCAAACUCUUCUAUCAAAUAGCUUCCGCUGUUGCACACUGCCAUGAUGGUGGACUGGUACUGCGAGAUCUCAAGCUGCGAAAGUUUAUUUUCAAGGAUGAAGAAAGGACUAGAGUGAAAUUGGAAAGCCUAGAAGAUGCUUAUAUUUUAAGAGGAAAUGAUGACUCUCUUUCUGAUAAGCAUGGAUGCCCAGCCUAUGUGAGUCCAGAGAUCUUGAACACAAAUGGCAGCUACUCUGGCAAAGCAGCGGACGUAUGGAGUCUAGGUGUCAUGCUUUAUACCAUGCUAGUUGGACGCUAUCCUUUCCAUGACAUUGAGCCUAGUUCCCUCUUCAGCAAGAUCCGUCGUGGGCAGUUUAACAUUCCAGAAACUCUAUCCCCCAAGGCAAAAUGCCUCAUACGUAGCAUACUGCGUCGGGAGCCAUCGGAAAGGCUGACUUCACAGGAAAUUCUGGACCAUCCAUGGUUUUCUACAGAUUUUAAUGUAUUGAAUUCAGGAUAUGGUGCUAAGGAAGUAUCAGAUCAGCUAGUGCCUGAUGUCAACAUGGAAGAAGACUUGGACCCAUUCUUUAACUGAGCACAAAGACUGGUGUUCAGAAGGUACACAACCUGGAGAUGGACACAUGAAGGAGCCCUUCCUGACCGUGUUAAAUCACAUCCUGCAUCAGCCUAGCUUGGUAGCAAAAGACAUUCAGAGGUCCUCAGAUUGAGAAGGAACCUCCACAAGGAGCUAAUAUAACAAAUGUAGCA